Alligator sinensis (Chinese alligator) is the source of this 3101-nucleotide messenger RNA. Its product is annotated as zinc finger protein 501-like. Gene Ontology annotation, molecular function: RNA polymerase II cis-regulatory region sequence-specific DNA binding; DNA-binding transcription factor activity, RNA polymerase II-specific. The transcript has 5 exons. Gene Ontology annotation, biological process: regulation of transcription by RNA polymerase II. Gene Ontology annotation, cellular component: transcription regulator complex; PcG protein complex. The coding region runs from base 266 to 2110 and encodes 614 amino acids. NCBI's taxonomy places the organism in Eukaryota, Metazoa, Chordata, Crocodylia, Alligatoridae. The record is from RefSeq and is a predicted model, not a curated record.
GCGCGGCGCCGAGGAGCUGUGGCAUCUCUGCGAGGGCGCCCGGCGGGUCCCUCCGGCCGGGGCCGUGGAGGGACAGAGCUGCACCGGCACCGCCGGGCGGUAGAGCGGGGAGCGCUACGCCGGUGCACCUGAGGACCCUGGAGGGAGAUCCAUUGGGAGCUCCGUUUGGGACAAGUCGCAGGACAGUGACAUGGGUCCCAGCCCCCGAGCUGGGGCUGUCUGCUGCUCCAGGCUGCGGCUGUGACUGGUGCCCGAGGGAAUCCAGAUGCUUUGUGAUUCCAGGAUCUGGCGAGCAGCCCCUGCGCGUGGCACUGCGAUGCUUCGCUCUCUUACGUUUCCUGUUUCCAGGUCGAUGAGUUCAGCCUGCGCCAGCCAAGCCCAGACCACUGCAGAUUCACGUCCCCCCUUCCUGCCCCUGCCCUUCACGUCCCCUCCUCCCGGGAAUACAGCAGGGAUGGCUGCGGCAGCCCCGGCUCUGCUCCGGGAGGCCUUUGAGGACGUGGCGCUGUACUUCACUCAGAAGGAGUGGGAGCUCCUGGAAGACAGAGACAAAAUGCUUUACCAGGACCAGAUGCUGAGGAAUUACCAAGCCCUUGUUUCUCUGGGAUAUCAAGGUCCCGCACCUGACUUGAUCUGCCGCAUCCAGCGAGGGGAGGUGGAGCUCUGGGUCUAUGAGGAUGAGGGCCAUGGAGAAAGGACAUGGUCUGAAGGCCUGUCCCCAGGUUCUUCUAACACAGAGGACACCUGGUACUUGUUAGAAGAGGAAAAUUCCAUGGAUUUAUUCCUCAGAUCAGGCACUUCUCUACACGCAGCAGGUGCCAGGAUACUGAACCCAGCUGAGGAGGAGCCUGAACCAGUUAGAAACCAGCUCCCUAUGCAAUGCGCACAGAAAACCAUUGAGCCCCAAAAGAGCCCUGUGCAGAGAGACCCGAGGAGCCAUGAGGACAACAUCCAUAGCAGGGAGGUGUUAUAUAUCUGUGGGGAAUGCGGAAAGAGCUUUAGUGAUGAACAGGAGCUUGAGUUGCAUGGACGGACUCACAGUAAAGUGCUGGCCCACUCCUGUGGCCAGUGUGGAAAGAGCUUCAGGUACAGAUACCGCCUUGUGGAGCACCAAAGAACACACUCUGGGGAGCGCCCCCAUCUCUGCCUGGAGUGUGGGAAGACCUAUGCCCGUCUGGACCACCUUCGCGUCCACCAGCGUGUGCACACCGGGGAGAAACCGUACCGCUGCACCCAGUGUGAAAAGAGCUUCAACCACCUAUUCCACCUCCAAGUCCACCAGCGUGUGCACACAGGGGAGAAGCCAUACCACUGCAGGGACUGUGGGAAGAGCUUUAAUGACCCAUCCUACCUCCGUGUGCACCAGCGCCUGCACACUGGGGAACAACCAUACCACUGUGCCGUGUGUGGAAAGAACUUCUCCCAGAGCUCUUCACUUGCCAAGCACCAGCUUGUCCACAGCACAGAGAGGAUGCACCACUGUGGGGACUGUGGGAAGAGCUUCAAUAACCCAUACUACUUCCGUGUCCACCAGCGCGUGCACACAGGGGAGAAGCCACACCCUUGCCCCCAGUGCCAGAAGAGCUUCAACAACCUAUCCUACCUGCGUGUCCAUCUUCGCCUGCACACCGGGGAGAAGCCGUAUGGCUGCAGUGAGUGCGGACGGAAUUUCAGGCACAGAACGUCCCUCAUCAACCACCAACGCGUGCACACGGGGGAGAAGCCAUACCGCUGCAAUGAAUGUGGAAUGAGCUUCCGGAUUAGCUCAUCUCUCACCAACCACCUGCGUGUGCACACUGGAGAGAAGCCAUAUGGCUGUGCCGAGUGUGGAAUGAGCUUCCGGCAUAGCUCCUCCCUCACUGAUCAUCAGCGUCUGCACACAGGGGAGAAGCCCUACCACUGUGUGCAGUGUGGGCUCAGCUUCCGGCAUAGCUCCUCUCUCACCAACCACCAGGGAACCCAUGGACCAGCCCCUCACGACUCGCAUGGGUCCAUUUCUGCCACCUCCUCCUCUUCCCUGCAGCCUGUGCCCUGUGGGAAAAUGUCCAGUGCCUGUCCUGAAAUGACCUUGUCUCUUCAUUCCUCUGGCACUGAGUUUGCAUGGUUGUGAGGAUGCAAGGUGGUCUGCCAGGAGUCUAAAUAGGUCACAGUUGGAUUUACAAGUCACAUCUGGGCCAGAGAAUACAAAUAAGCUUAGGGCUGUGCCAGAUGGGUCCUAGUUUCUCCUGGGUCAGUUGUCUGUGUUGCACCUAAGGAUGCCCUGUUGCAUGGCUUGGCUCCAUGGCAGACACAGAAACCAUUUAUUUUACUUUGUGUUCAACUUCUUUGGAACUUAAUAUUGUGCAGGAGGGAGGAGGAGUUGGGGGUCUGUCAUGGGGUGGGGGGGGAUAUAGCUGCAGCUGCUCUGCUGGAGAUGGGGUGCAGGCUUGGGAGGAGAAGGGAGCAGUGGCGGUAGUAGUUAGGAGGGGAGCAUGAGGGUGGGGUUCAGAAAUGUCUCUUGUCUCUGGAUGAGAGUGGUGGUUAGGAUCUGUGGCAGCAUUUGCUUGCAUUAAGCAGGGGGUUGGAGCUCUUGCAUUCUGGAAUAUUGUGAGGAAUCCUGCGUGUUGGCUGCUUAUUGUAAGCUACUCUGAGCCUUUUGGCUAUGGCAAUAUGUGAAUCUAAUAAAUAAAUUGCUGUUGUCAGCCUUCCUUGGGAGGGGUUUCUCCCUGUGCUACUGCCAGGAAAGCAGCUUCCCAUGGGAAGACUCAGGCCCCCUGCAUUACAGUUUCUCCUGUUGCCUGUAGCCAUGCCCAGCAGUGUAGAUGUGGCCUGGACCAGCGGAGAGAUUGGCUGCACUGCCUUACAGAUGACCUGGGCUGAAGCAGAGCAGCACUGUCCUCUGUUGGCAGAGUUAUAUUGAUGACAGGGACUUUGCUAGAGCUGCUGGUUCAGUGGGAGAGGAGGUUUGAAAAGCUUCACAUGCCUGCCCGAGCUAACCAUGUGGGCACAACCCAUGUCCCCAGCACCUGCUCCACUGCUUUGCCUCCUCCAUUCCCUCCCAGUACAUAAGAAAGACUAUGGACUGGGUCAGACCAGAGGUCCAUCUUGCCCAUCAUAUGCCC